AUGGAGGAGGUUGAGAAGCAAUGUACUGAGAAGCGGGAUACUGAGAAGGAAGAGAUUGAGAAGGAUUCUGCUGAUGCUGAAGCUGAGAAGGAGGGUACUGAGAAGAGGGAUACUGAGAAGUGGGAUACUGAGAAGUGGGAGACUGAGGAGGAGGAUAUUGAGAAGGAGGAUACUGAGAAGGAGGAUACUGAGACGGAAGAGAUUGAGAUAGAGGAUACUGAGAAGGUGGAUGUUGUCCGCCAGUGUCAUAGGGAGACGGAACAGCAGUGA
Messenger RNA from Colletotrichum higginsianum IMI 349063, 270 nucleotides. RefSeq lists its product as uncharacterized. The transcript has a single exon. The coding region runs from base 1 to 270 and encodes 89 amino acids. The record is from RefSeq and is a predicted model, not a curated record. Lineage: Eukaryota; Fungi; Ascomycota; Sordariomycetes; Glomerellales; Glomerellaceae.